AUGCCGUGCCUGUCCUCGGGAUAAGGGGCCGCCUGCCUUGGUUCCACGCUGACAUGCGACUCAGUGAGAACAGAUCCUCAACCAGAGGGACAGGUGGAGGCUUGGACUGGGACAGCCUGACGGAUACUGAGCCGUACCAGGUCCAACUGGCUAUACUUGAGUGGACUUCGCCGCGCCGGACCGCAGAAGACAGCACAGGGCUAUUAUACUGGAUUUACUGGCUAGGUCUUGGGACUGGAGUGCUAUUCCCAUUUACGCUGUGCGAGUGAAUCCUGUCAUGGAUCCGUCGGUGACACAAGUAACACAGACGGUUCCUCCUGGGUUAGAGGAGUACAACCCCUUCACAGACGCCAAGUCGGUACCCCCUGGCACGGCACCUAAAUUACCACCCCCCACCACCAACACCCAACCAGCCAUCAUGAAGCCUACUGAAGAACCGCCUGCAUACUCACAACCUCAACAGACACAGGAGCAAGUGCGUGCAGCUACAGAGCUGCUGAAGAGGCAGGAGGAGCUGGAGAGGAAGGCAGCAGAGCUAGACCGCCGGGAGAGAGAGAUGCAAUCCCUCAACACAUCAGGAGGUAGGAAGAACAACUGGCCUCCUCUCCCAGAGAAGUUCCCAGUAGGCCCCUGUUUCUACCAUGACAUCACCGUGGACAUCCCUGUAGAGUUCCAGAAGACUGUCAAGAUCAUGUAUUACAUCUGGAUGUUCCACACGGGGACACUGUUCGCCAACAUGUUUGGCUGUCUGGCCUGGUUCUGUGUGGAUGCGACUAGGGGCAUAGACUUUGGCCUGUCCAUGCUCUGGUUCAUGAUCUUCACCCCCUGCUCCUUUGUCUGCUGGUACAGACCCCUCUAUGGAGCCUUCAGGAGUGACAGCUCUUUCCGUUUCUUCGUGUUCUUCUUCGUCUACAUCUGUCAGUUUGGCGUUCACGUCAUGCAGUCCAUCGGAAUCUCCGGCUGGGGUGCCAGUGGCUGGAUCUCAGCUCUGACCGGUCUGAAUAAGAGCAUCCCUGUUGGGAUCAUCAUGAUCCUCAUCGCUGCGCUCUUCACCGCCCUGGCUGUCAUGUCCCUCAUCAUGUUUAAAAAGGUCCAUGCUAUGUACCGCACUACAGGGGCUAGUUUUGAGAAGGCCCAGGCUGAGUUUGCUACCGGCGUCAUGUCCAACAAGACGGUACAGACGGCUGCAGCCACCGCCGCCUCCAACGCCGCCAGCGGAGCCUUCAAGCAGCAGAUCUGAUUGGCCCUCAGAGCCCCCUGGAGCCUGCUCUCUUUCUUCUCUCCAUCCAAUCCAAGCCCCCCGAGCUAGCUCGCGCUUCCCUCCCUCCUGUACUAGCUCUGCUCACAUGGCUCGGAUAACACCUAGAAUGUGGUGAGAGCUGAUGGCGUAGUGGAUGGACGUAGAUGUGAGAGCCUGCUGUCUGAUUGGUUUUAUGUCUCAAUGAAGAUGUUCUGUCUGUAGAAUCCUGAGGUUGAUGACAUUACAGUCUGAUUCCUCUGUAGGUCACUUCAUUCUGCACGGCACUGCCCCAGCUCGGUGAAGUUUGCUUAUUGUAGACCUUUCCUUUGGUCUUGAAGUGAAAUCUCCAUCCGUCCUGGGCACCUGGCCAUGCAAAACAAACAUGUCUCUAUCUGCAAAUGUGACCAACGCCCAUCUUCUACCAAGCCCCGCCUUUCUUUUCCUCUAGGCUGUAACCCCGCCCCCUCCAGUGACUUUAUUAAUGCACUUCUGUGUGAUCCCACAGCCCCUAAGUAAUGUCACUCUUCAAGUGUUAGCAAAUAUUCCUUUAACGUUGUGUGUGUGUGUUCAUUUUUGUGUGUUUCUAUUUUACGGUUCAUGUGGAGGACUCAAGGUUGUUCGUUCUUUUUCUCACUAGUUUUGAAGCGUUGUAAGUCACUUUACUCCCUCUGAAUUCUUGUACCAAGUCACCUUAAUGCAACAAGACUUUUAGCUAUCAUUCUGCUACCUAUUUAAUUAUUGUAUUUAGCAAAUCACUGUAUUUAGCAAAGUACCGAUCAAAUGUUUAACACUCCUGAACACCAAGUCAGAGGUCUGGAUGCAGUGACGCUCCUGUUUCUUCCCUAACAAUAGAAGUCGUUGUCCAGGCAGGUAGGACAUUUAGGACUACAAAAAUAUACAUUUUUGGGGCUUUUUAUUUUUUUUGUGGACAGAUUUUGCGGCAGGUUAACCAGCAAGUGAACCGUCUUGCCUCGUCAGUGGUUAGUUUUCCGGCCAUCUGUCCUCCUGUGGGGAGAACGGGCAGUAUUCAUGAUGAAUGCUGCUCAUUGCACACUAUUGUCUUCUGAUUGAUCACAUCUGGAUUCAUUCAUCUAAAGAUUAGAGGUUUAACACUAUAGAAAACUAAACACUGAAUUCUAAUCUGGAUUAUGGUUAGUGUUGUCUUGGUUCUUCUCGUAACUGUCGUUUUCCCCACUUUGUUGCGUAAGUAUUCAGCCUUGUUUUCUUGGGUAAAACAUUGCAAUAUUCUUUUCAUCAUUCUGGUUAGCGACUCCGGUGUAGAUUAGACCUUGUUGGUUAGUGUCUUGCUGAAAGGUGACUGUCUUCCACUGUAGCAGGUUCUGUGAGGAUUUGGCAUCCCAUUUGAAUUUUAUCUGAAAAACUCACCAGUCUUUGCUGAUGUCAUGCAUACCCAUCCCAUGAUCUGGCAACCACCGUGAUUGAAAAUAACCAGGCAUUUGUAGUAAUGUGGAUUUUUGGUCAAACUUAUAUUCAAGGCGAAGGGUGUAUUCCAUAGACCUUUUUCAGUAUAUGUUUAGUGCCUUGUUGCAUAUAAGAUGCAUGUUUUGGAGACACAGUAGUGAGUUCACACAUUCUGUACUGAUUUAUGUAUGAGUGGUUUAUGUAUGAGCGGUUUAAUACAUCCUAUAUGGUAUAUUUAUGUGACCAUGCCUAAAUGUCUUAUUUUAUUGUUAAGAAUCACUGACAUUGUUUAUGAGACUUUCAAACAAAAAACUCCCAAUUUUUAUAUUUGAAUCACGGACCUUUGAGAUCUGGUGUGUGUGAGAGACCAAGGAAGUGGUUGUCAUUUUAACAUAGAUGUACAUAUUUCACAAUUUGGGUUUUCUUGAGACCAAUUUGAUCCCUGAAAUAAUAUAAGCAUGCCCAAACAAAUGUGUUGAAUACUUAUUAAAUAAUUAUUUUUUUGGUUAUUUAUUGUUUAUUAAUUUUGUGAAAGGGUAGAAGACACUAACAUUUUCUGAAUGAAAUCCACUGCAAUCACAUUAAUGCAACAUGUUCUUCUGACUGUAGUUUUUCUACCGUCCUACUGCAGUAAAUUGAAUUAUAGCCUUUUGAUAAAAUCUUUCAGCAUCUAAAUACCUUCUGAACGAAGAACCAUAUGGUGAUGAUCUCGCAGUCAGCCUCCAUCGUUUGCCCUGUUCUCUUGCUGAAUUUCAUGUAGGCACUUUUAAGACACAGCCACGUCUGUGUAAAUAUCCACUUCACAUCCAAUAGCCCACUAUGCUAGACCUUCAGACCUGCACAGAUGGAUGGGUCCUAGCUAAGCUAUAUGCUAAUUGACUCCAAGAAAAUAGCUAGCAAUUCUUUAGUCUUGUUUCCCACUGAAUAUAUCACAUUGACAGUUAGUACUACUCAGGAUCAUAUCAAGAUAUACUGGUCUCUAUAUGUGCAUGACGAAGCUCGCAGAUCAGUUUGAUAAUACUCUUGUCUUGGCCUGUGUAUUAUAUAGGGGUGGACGGUGUGCGUGCGUGUGUGUGGGAACUAAUCCACAAGGAGAGUUGUGUCUAAAGUUGAUGCUAUGCAUUAAACUGUCAAAGUCCAUUCUGCAAACAUUUGUUCAGAUAGGUGAAAUCUCCCAGUAAUAUCAUUGGUCUACACUGUAUGAAUGAAUAGAUGCUGUUAGCUUGAGUAUUAAUUAUUUUGUCCAUUGAAUGAUUGAUGCAACAGAGACAUCCCCAGUAUUUGUGUUAUGGCUAGUUUGUGUCUUCCCCUCAGUGAGAUGGGCAUUUCCAUUCAUUUGAACUUGUUUAGACUGAAACUAAACAUGCCUGUUGUUCAGUGUGUCAAAGUACGGUUGGAGAUGUUAGUUGGUUGACCUGAACACUGAGCAGGGUAGAGUUAGGAUUACAUCUUCCUCACUUCCUUUUCUGUGGCCACACUAUAUCCGUUGGGUUUUCUGCUUUGGUUUAGCCUCUCUCCUUUUUUUUCUUUUUUUUUUUUUAUACUUUUCUGCUUUCCUUUUUAGAUGAAUAAUGAUUUUUCUCGCUCUUUAUGCGUUUGUGUCUUGAAAAUUAGUGUAUGUGCUGAGCUGCUUGAAGUUGUUCUUCCUCUUUUGAAAAUCUGAAUGAAUAGCAACUGAAUGUUCCUGUUAAUAAUUUGUUGGCUUGAAAACAGUGGAGAGAAAAAAAGCAUUAACUGCAAAAUUUGACCGUAGGUGGAACUAAGCGAUGUGAACUGUGUGUUUUGAGAUGUGGCUUUAAUUUGUACUUUUUAAUCAACUACAAAAGAAAACACUGAGAAUAAAUAUGAAAAUGGUCUUGUUAAUCUCUGAAAAUGGGAUAAGUUAUUUAAAAAAAAAAAAAAGAAAACAAACCAGACUAAGGGAUGUUUGUAUAUUUUGAAAAGUUUGACAGUCUGCUGGUGUUCUGAAUUUCACUGUACUGUAUAGAACCUCUCUGGUCUCUCCUUCAAGUCGCAUGUUGAUUUGAGUUUUGUAUAUUUAUUGUAUUAACACAAUAAAAAUUGUAAAGUGAA
Molecule: messenger RNA, 4735 nt
Organism: Esox lucius (northern pike)
Lineage: Eukaryota; Metazoa; Chordata; Actinopteri; Esociformes; Esocidae
Gene: scamp1
Product: secretory carrier membrane protein 1
Exons: 9
Coding region: 278-1240 (320 amino acids)
Biological process (GO): protein transport
Cellular component (GO): trans-Golgi network membrane; recycling endosome membrane
Source: RefSeq, a predicted model, not a curated record